This is a messenger RNA of Prunus armeniaca (apricot), 3909 nucleotides long. The record is from the annotation of a GenBank genome assembly. NCBI's taxonomy places the organism in Eukaryota, Viridiplantae, Streptophyta, Magnoliopsida, Rosales, Rosaceae.
AUGGAUGCAGCAAUGCUGCAGCGGACGAAAAAGAGCCAAAUGCUUGAAGAUCAUGGUGGUAAGGACAGGGCAUAUAGAUUCAAGAUCCUAUUACCAAAUGGCACAAGCGUUUGUUUGACAUUUCAAAAUCCUAAGCCCACAAUGCCAUUUGGAGAUUUCAUUCAAAGGCUGGAAGAGGAAUACUCUCUCACUUAUAGACAAUUCAGCUCAGGGAAGCAGAAAAGGGAUAUUGAUUGGAAAGGUGGUUGCUUAUUUCUUGAAGAUGCUAAUGAUAGGAAGAUAAGAGGUGAAAUGAAUUUCAAGAACUUCAAGCCACAUGAGUGUCAUAUUCUAAAGCUUCAUGAUGGUUCCCAUGAGUGUGCUUAUACUUUUGAGAAUAUGUGGGAUCUGACACCUGUUACUGAUAUACUAAAAGAAUUACCAGAAGAGUACACAUUUGAGACUGCUAUGGCAGAUUUGAUUGAUAAUUCCCUCCAAGCUGUUUGGGCAAAUGACAGGAGACAUAAGAAACUUAUAAGUGUGGAUGUGGCUGAUGAUGUGAUUUCAAUUUUUGAUACUGGCCCUGGGAUGGAUGGAAGCGAUGAAAAUUCUAUAGUGAAGUGGGGAAAGAUGGGUGCUUCACUUCACAGAUCUUUAAGAGAACAGGCGAUCGGGGGCAGACCUCCGUACUUAACGCCAUAUUUUGGAAUGUUUGGUUAUGGAGGACCUUUAGCAUCUAUGCAAUUAGGGAGGCAUGCAUUAGUUUCUUCCAAGACAAAGGACUCCAGGAAAGUGUAUACAUUGCAUCUUGACAGAGAGGCUUUACUCACAGGGUCAAACUCUAAUAUUCAAAAGAAAAGAAGAGGGUCAGACUCUGAUUCUAAUUGGAAGACUGAUGGUGGUAUGAGGGAUCCUUUAGAAGAUGAAAUUAGCAAAACUCCACAUGGAAGCUUUACUAAGGUUGAAAUUUUUAAACCUAAAUCGAAAUUGGACAUAUCUCAACUCCAAUGCAAGCUGAAGGAUAUAUAUUUCCCAUAUAUUCAGUGUGAUGAAGAAUCCAAAUCAGGGAAGACCAUAACGCCAGUAAACUUUGAGGUUAAUGGUGUUGAUUUAGCUGAGAUUGAAGGUGGGGAAAUUGCAAUUACGAACGUUCAUUCAUGCAAUGGUCCUGAUUUUGUUCUACAGCUUCAUUUCUCCUGUAAACAAGACAGUGUGACUAAAUCUCCAGAUUCGAAAGCAUAUAUACAAGCUAAUGCUCGCCUUAAGUGCGUCUAUUUUCCUAUGGUUGAGGGAAAAGAGAAUAUUGAGAAAAUUUUGGAGAGGUUAGAAUCUGAUGGAUGUGGAACCUCGGAAAACUUUGAAACCUAUAGUCGUGUCUCUAUUCGGAGGCUUGGUCGCCUACUUCCAGAUGCUCGUUGGGCCCGGCUUCCAUUCAUGGAAUUCAAGCAAAAAAAAGGAGAUAAGGCAGACUUGUUGAAAAUAUGUUGUUUGAGAGUUAAAUGCUUUAUCGAGACUGACGCUGGUUUCAAUCCAACAUCUUCUAAGACCAAUCUAGCACACCAUAGUCCUUUUACCACUUCACUGAGGAACUUAGGCAAUCAGCCUCUUGAGAAUGAAAAAGAUGUCAGAAUUAAAAUAUACAGAGAUGGAAACCAUUUAACUCUUUCUCAACUAAAGAAGGAGUAUGAGGAUUGGAUUCUUCAAAUGCAUGAGCGAUAUGAUGAUGAAGCUCACUGUUGUGAAGAUCAACCUGUUCUUGUUGUCAGUCCUGCAAACAAAAAGGCACUUCGCAUUUCAUCCGAAGUUGCAAGGGUUCAUAAAUCUCUAAAGAGGAAAGGAGUGACCUGGAAAUGCGGCCAGAAAAUCAAACUUUUUAGGGGAGCAUGUGCUGGGGUUCAUAACAACAAUGUCUAUGCCACAAUUGAGUAUUUUUUGCUUGAAGGUCUUGAAGGUGACUCUGGUGGGGGGGCUCGAAUUAUUUGCAGGCCAUUAAGUCUGUCAGUUGACAAGGGAUGCAUCCUUAAAAUAAAUGACGGGGAUACCAGUUUAGAUAUUCGUGACUCCUUAUCUGUACCUGUCAGUGUGAUUGAUUCUGGGAAGUGUGUAGCUGUUGAAAGUAAUGAAUGGGAUAACCAGCUCGAGAAACAACGCCAGAAAUCUCCUUCUACAAUUGAUCUGCUGGAUGCAGAAGAAUGUCGGGAGUUGGGGAUUGAUGGGGCAUUGCCUGUGGAUGCCCCAGCUGGAAAAGUUCCUCCAGAAGUAAUUGUGGCUGUUGUUCGUCCUGCCAGUUAUGUCUCUUCUUGUGCGUCAAAGACCCUUGACCAGAAAUAUAUUGCUAGAACUAAUUUAAAAAUGUUUAUGGAAGUUAAGUUCAGAAGCGAUGCUGAGGGUCUUCAAAAUGUUUGCGACAUUUCGGCAUGCGCAGUACCUGAACCACUUAAAGGAAUUCAAGGGUUAUAUAUCUUUCCACUUAAAUCCAAGUACCCAGCUUUGUUUCAAACUUCUGGUGUCUAUACAUUUUCAUUCCAUCUGACUGAGUCAAAUUGUAAGCAUGUUGAGAAAAGGGUAUUGAUCAAGCAAGCUCCAAUAGUGGAGUAUAAAGAGAUCCAAUUCACCUGUCCAAAUGGAAAGGCUCCCGCAAUUGGGACUCCGAAAGUGGAGUUUGAUGAGUUUCAGGUUCAGUCUUUGCAUGGCAAGGUUUUGCCUCUCCAGGAUUCCUCUUCAAUUAAGCAAGUAGGAAACUUAAUGGUUCCUGUAAUGAAAGCUCCAAAAGUGGAGUAUGAUGAGAGUCCAAUCCCUUGCCCAAAUGAAAAGAUUUUUCUUCUCCAAGAUUCAUCUUCCCUUCCACAAGCACAAAACUUGGAGGCAUCAAAUGUGAAUAAGGAGAAGGAAUUGGAGAAAGACAUUCACCAAAGUGGAAUGCAGAUUGGAGAUAUGGAAAAAAAUUUGGAUGCGCUUAAUAAGGAGAAGGCAGUAAUUGAGCAAGAUAUAUAUGUUGUGCAAGCUUCUGUUGAACGUUGCAAUUCAGAUUACUGUUCCAUGAAAGCAGAAUUGAAACACCGCAUAGAAAGCAUGAGCCACACUGCAGCUUCUACACUCUGCAACCUUUUAAGAGUUCCAUCCCAAGAGUCGAGCAAUGAUUUCAUGGGAGGCGUGAUCGGUUUGGUGGCUUUACUUGGUAGUACUGGGAGCAGUGAGCUUAGCAGGAUAUUAUCUGAGUACUUGGGUGAAGAUCAAAUGCUUGCUGUUGUCUGUAGAUCCUUUGCAGCUGCUGUUGCUCUUGAGAAGUAUGAACACAAUGGGGAAGUUGAUUCUAGGCAUGCUCUUUAUGUAGCAGCAGCUAAGCUUGGGAGAUCCAUAAAUGGCCGGUUUCUUGUUAUAAGCCUUGAAGAUAUACGGCCUCACACAGGUGAUUUUGAUGGUAGUGACCCUCAAAGAAAGCUGGCCUUGCCAUAUCCUAUCUUGCCAAGUGGAAAUACUCCGGAUGGUUUCUUGGGGUAUGCAGUUAAUAUGGUUGAUCUGGAUGAGCUUCAUUUACACAUGACAACAGCUGCAGGCCAUGGUCUUCGGCAGACGUUGUUUUAUUUUCUUUUUGGGGAGCUCCAUGUUUAUAAAACUAGGCUAGACAUGUUAGCUGCUCGUGCUUGUAUCAAACAUGGUGCUGUAUCUCUGGAUGGUGGGAUUUUUAAACAAACAGGAGCAGUUUCUCUUGGAUAUGGGAAUCCUGAAAUCUGUUUUCCUGUCUUGCGGAGUGUUGCGGCAAUGAAGAAGAAGAUUGAAAUAUACAAGGAAACGAUGAGCGCGGUCAUUGCUGCCAUAGAGGAAUUUACCAAAGACCAUCAGAAAGCGUUAAAGAAAUUCCACAAGAAAAAAAAGAAGUGGCACGAGCUCGCAACAGUGAAGGAGCGUCGGCUUAUUAAGACUACCUAG